Molecule: messenger RNA, 1324 nt
Organism: Poecilia reticulata (guppy)
Lineage: Eukaryota; Metazoa; Chordata; Actinopteri; Cyprinodontiformes; Poeciliidae
Product: tetraspanin-8
Cellular component (GO): plasma membrane
Source: RefSeq, a predicted model, not a curated record
GGUGAAACCGGCUCUGAUUGCUGCUGCUGUGAGGAGCCUCAGAGAGAAACCAUGGCGGUUAAUAAGUGUGUCAAGAAUCUGCUCUUCUUCUUCAACCUGCUGUUCUGGGUCUGUGGUUGCAUCAUCCUUGGAGUUGGGAUUUACCUGAAAGUCACCAAAGGUGGAAACCAGAUUACAGAUCAAUAUCUUCCUAGUUUCGACCUCAUGAUCGCCAUUGGGGUGAUCAUCAUGGUGAUCGGCUUCCUGGGCUGCUGCGGCGCCUACAAAGAGAGCCGCUGCAUGCUGCUGGUGUUCUUCGUCUUCCUGCUCCUCAUCUUCAUCCUGCUGCUGGCAGCUGGCAUCUUGGCAGCCGUCGGGGAGAGCACAGUGAAGAACUGGAUUAAGGAGAAACUGGAGAAAUUGACCCCAAUUGAAGGCCAGAAACUAGAAGUGAUUAAUGACAUGGAGAAACUGCAGCGCGAGCUCAAGUGCUGUGGACUCAUGAUGGGGCCGUCGGACUGGACACAAAUCCCAGAUUCCUGCAAGUGCAACGCCACUGCUCCAGCUGACGUGUGCAGCAAUGGAAUCUAUAAGGACCCCUGCUACGAUAAAAUCAUCAGCUACAUGAAGGAGCAUAUGGAGGUGUCGUUGGGAAUAGCUUUCGCAGUCGCCGCCAUUCUGCUCUUCGGCAUGGCCUUCUCCAUGAUGCUCUUCUGUCAGAUUGGGAGGAAAAACGCUGCCGACACUGCCUGAGUCGCCUCCAAUCAGCCUGUUCCUUCCUCAUAACGUUACCCAACAACAGAGCUAAUGCAGUUUAUUCUGAGCUUUUAUUGUGAAGGAGCAUGUUGCUAUAUCUGUCAGUAUACAUAUCGGUAAGAUGUUUCAGGAGCAGGAAAGAUAAAUAAAUAAAUGGUUGUUUGAUCUGCUUAAUUUUAUUUUUUGGUGAAACUAAGCUCUUAUGUGAAAUUCUUAACAUUAACCAGUGAACUGUUGGUGUUUUAUUUAAAUAGCUGCCUCAAUAGCUUUUAUUGCUAACACUUCAGCAAAACCAAAGUUAAUUGGAUUUGAAACUUUUCUUUUUAAUUUUCUCAUAAAAACCUCAUCCUUAGAUUGUUUUAAUUUUUAUUGCAUUCUAACUUUUUUUUUUUUUUUUUUACUGGGCAACACCAGGCUUCCAUAUAUUGUUGCAUGUGAAUGGUUUUCUCAGGAACUUGUACAGUUCUUUCAUUUACUUUUAAAAUCUGUACUGGCUUGUUUUUGGUUGAAUAUUUUUUUUAUCCAUCUAAUCAUGUAACAUAAAAUGUCUGUUUUCUAUUCAAGAGAAAUAAAGCUACAUACAAAUAAA